UGUUCUUCUCUUCUUUAUUUUAUUCAAAAAAAAAAAAAAAAAAAAAAAAAAAAAAGAAAAAAAGAAAAAAAAUUUCAAAUGUCAAAUCAAAAUCAUAAUCUAUAUAAAUUGACUUCAAACCGAUCUUAUUCAUAAUAACAGUGGAACAAAUAGGAAACGACGAAGUUUGUUAUUUAUUUUCGUUAUUUGCGUUUUACAUUACCAAUUGGAAUAAGAAAUUGAGAAACAAAGAAUAUAUUAAUUCUUGAGGAUGUAUAAAUUAUGAAUAAGAAGAAGGAAGAUAAUGCGUAAGACGUAUUGUUCUUUGGAUUAAUAAAUUAAUAAUAUCGAUAAAGUAUUAAUAAAUAAGAAAGAAGUGAAGGAAGAAAGAAGUGGACGGAGAAGAAAAGAAAAGAAAGGAAAAGAAAAGAAAAAAAAAGGAGAAAAAAAGAAAGAAAAAUGGAGAAAAAUUGUAAAAUUGAGACAGGACUACUCAGCAUGGAUAAUAAUAAAGUAUCCAUGUCGACAAAAUUGGCUUACGCCUUGGGACAUAUUUUCAACGAUCUGACAGCAGCCAUGUGGUUCUCAUAUACUUUAAUUUAUCUGCAAAAGGUUUCUCUUUUGGAACCAAUAAUGGCUGGGACGUUAUUGUUAUUAGGUCAAAUCGUGGAUGCUUUCACAACGCCAAUCUUUGGCUUUCUCGUCGAUCGUUACUGCAAGAAAAAAAUAUGGCACGUGAUCGGCUCAGUUUUGGUCACCCUAAGUUUCCCAAUUAUAUUUGGAGGUUUCGCUAAUACCUCCAAUUCUAUCAUCAUGUUCUUUUAUAUACUGAGCAUCAUAAUCUUCCAGAUUGGCUGGGCAGCCGUACAGAUAUCGCAUUUAUCUAUGAUACCAUCUUUAACAAACUCGUUAAUCGGUCGUACCGAAUUAACAGCUAUAAGAUAUUCAGCGCAGGUGAGCUCAGCGGUAGUUGUUUUCGUGGUCACAUGGAUUGUCCUUCCAACAAAUGGAGAAUCGAUGGUGCUACUCGAUCAACACGACGACUACAAAUUCAGAAAUAUUGUGAUCGUUGUAACGGCAUUCGGUUUGACUGCGACCACUCUCUUUCACAUUCUCCUGAAGGAAAAUCUUUUGGAAAAUAGGAGUCAAUCACAAGCCAAAACGAACCCCGACGAAUCUAGUUGGCUUUUAGAUGGUUUUUCAACCCCAAGAAGAUCCUGGUUUGGUACAUCAAUUUUAUUAAGAGUUGCAAUGUUAUAUGUUGCUAGUAGAUUAUUUAUAACCCUUGCUACUGUUUACUUACCACUUUAUAUCGAGGAGACAGCAGUUGGUGGUAAACAAGCAUUGGCUACGGUACCAUUGGUAUCUUAUUUAUCAUCCUUCAUAGCUGCAUUGUUGUUAAAAUAUAUGAACAGAUCUUGUGGAACAAAGAUAUGUUACCUUUGCGGAGCCCUCAUUGGUAUUCUUUCGGCAGCCAUUACAGAAUUUGGCGGGAGUCAUGGAAUCGUUACAUACGCAAUUGCCAUUCUUAUUGGUGCAGGCAGUUCGAUUACCAUGGUAACGGCUUUAAGUGUUACAGCUGAAAUUAUUGGUCCUCGAACUGAAAAAAGUGCAUUCGUUUAUUCGAUCGUAACGUUUCUUGAUAAAGUCGUUACGGGAUUGGUCGUAGUACUUAUCGAACGAUGAUCGUUUCGUUGAUCGAUCAGGAUCUAAGAAGAUUAGAACGAAUUAUUAUUAUUAUUAUUAUUUUCGUUUUUCUUUUCUCUUUUUUUUUUCUUUUUUUAUUUUUAUUUUCAUAAAGAUUUUCGAACGAUAAACCGUUCAAAGAUUUAACCAUUCAAUGAUGUAUUAUUAAAUAUUAUUUUUACAAAUGGAAAUAUUAAUAAUUAAUUCGUUUGGAAAUAAUCGAAGUACUACACGUCGAACGUAGUUCUUUUUUAUUAUUUUUUUUUUUUUUUUAUAUUUUAUUUUAGUAAUAUUUAAUAAUAAUAUGUUUGUAAUUUUUGUACAAGCGCAAAAUUAUAUUAUUUAUUUUCAAGUUAACGUCCGAUAGAUUUUAGAGAUAUUUUUAAGAUUCUUUUUAUAUUUGGAUUUUGUGAGGUUAAUUAACUGUUCGUAAUAAAACAAAACGAGAGAGACAUAGAGAGAAAGAGAGAGAGAGAAACAGAGAGAGAGAGAGAGAGAGCGAGAGAGAAACAAAGUUAACCUAAAAGUAAUGAAAAAUUUUUGAUAUAAAAUAUUAUUUAUUCUUUUACGAAGUCGAAAGUCCAACGAGAAUAAUCGAAUGAAUGUUUUGUGAGCAUAUUAAUCUCUUGGAACUUAUUUAAUGAAUUAUAAUUUGUUAUAAAUAAACUUAUUACUAUCGUA
Molecule: messenger RNA, 2346 nt
Organism: Vespa velutina
Lineage: Eukaryota; Metazoa; Arthropoda; Insecta; Hymenoptera; Vespidae
Product: major facilitator superfamily domain-containing protein 12-like
Exons: 7
Coding region: 439-1665 (408 amino acids)
Biological process (GO): carbohydrate transport
Cellular component (GO): membrane
Molecular function (GO): symporter activity
Source: RefSeq, a predicted model, not a curated record